Molecule: messenger RNA, 543 nt
Organism: Glarea lozoyensis ATCC 20868
Lineage: Eukaryota; Fungi; Ascomycota; Leotiomycetes; Helotiales; Helotiaceae
Exons: 5
Coding region: 1-543 (180 amino acids)
Source: RefSeq, a predicted model, not a curated record
AUGUACACCUCUCCAGCCUUUGUCUUUGGUGCCAUCAUGGCAUUUGCUAGUUUUGCGACAGCAACUCCCCCAGCCUGCUUGCUUGGCGCCCUCCAGGUCCAAACCAAUCCAUCCGAUAUCAAGUCUCUUUGCGGAACUCUCGCCGAGUCGAUGAAAGGGAACAUAACCGAGAAAUGUAGCAGAGAUGCUGCGGCAGAGGCUAAGAAGGCAUACGCUGACACUUGUCUCUCGUCCGCCUCUGUGACCAUAACGUUCUCUUCGUCCUCAAGUUCCAGCUCCGGCUCUGCAACUAAAAGCUCUUCCUCUACUGCUACUGGUUCUGAUAGUGCCUCUGCAACUACUACCGGAUCAUCCACCCGAACCGGCUCUUCGACUGGAUCUGCCACAGUAACCCCCAAUGCUGCUGCUACUACUACCGGAUCCAGCCCUUCCAGUAGCACGACUUCGAAUGCCGCUUCUGGUCUCACAACCCCGGAUAUUGUCAAAGCGAUUGCGCCAAUUGUAGCUGCUAUUGCCAUCAGGACAGUUACACUACGCAAGUAG